CAUGGCUGCUGCCACUCUGAGCAUGCAGCGUGCAUUAGGGAAAGGUAUCACCCCAUCUUUGGUGGUUAUUUUAGGAGCGACUGGAACUGGCAAGUCCAAACUGGCAAUCGAAAUUGGGAAAAGACUUCAGGGGGAAAUUAUAAGCGUCGAUUCCAUGCAGGUAUACAAAGGGCUGGAUAUCAUCACCAACAAGGUUACCGAGGAGGAACAAGCCCAGUGUUGCCAUCACAUGAUCAGCUUUGUGGAUCCAUUGGUUAGUGGAUACACAGUGGUGGACUUCAGGAACAAAGCUCUUUCUCUCAUAGAUGACAUGCAUCAGAGAAAAAAGCUGCCCAUUAUUGUUGGAGGCACAAACUACUACAUUGAGUCCAUUUUAUGGAAAGUGCUCAUUGACACUGGGCAAGGGAGUGACACUGAGUCAGAAAGGGGCGGGGCACCUGAAUCAAAGAUGGCACUUGAGAAACUGGGUGGUCCUGAACUUCACAGAAGGCUGUUAGAGGUGGACCCUGAUAUGGCAGCCAUAUUGCACCCUCAUGAUGCACGCAAGAUUGCAAGGAGUCUGCAAGUGUAUCAAGACACUGGAUUUCCACACAGUCGACUUUUAGAGGAGCAGCGAGGGCAGGAUGGUGGAGAUUGUCUUGGUGGUCCUUUGCGGUUCCAGGAUCCCUGCAUCUUCUGGCUGCACUCCAACAUGGAUGCUCUGGAUGAGAGGUUGGACAAGCGUGUGGAUGAGAUGUUGUCUCUUGGGCUGAUUGAUGAACUCAAGGAUUUUCAUCUGCGCUUCAAUGAGCAGAAGAUCAAAGACAGCAGUCAGGACUAUCAGCAUGGCAUAUUUCAGUCUAUUGGCUUUAAAGAGUUUCACGAGUACUUGACAGCAAGCGAGAACAUCAGUCAUGAAGAACGUGAGAAACUGAGGAUCAAAGGGAUUGAGUCCCUCAAGCAGGUGACCCGCCGCUACGCCCGAAAACAGAACAAAUGGGUCCGCAACAGAUUCCUCAAGAGACCUGCUAGCAAUGUGCCUCCUGUCUACGGUCUGGAUGUGACGGCCGUGACCAAUUGGGAGACUACUGUACUCACUCCUGCCCUGGAUAUACUGGACUGCCUGCAAAAGGGAGAGCAGCCAUCUGUGCAACCAAUCAGAGCACUGGGGGUGGGGCCUCGCAACAAGCGGAGUCAUCACAUGUGUGAAUUGUGCGAUAAGGUGAUCAUCGGUGACUUGGAAUGGACAGCACAUCAAAAGUCCAAAAACCAUCUUUACCAAGUCCGCAAGAGGAGAAAAGCCGAGCAGGCCACAGAUCAAUCCCAGGAUGUUAAUCCUAGCAAACAUGAAAAUGUCAGUGACAGGCAGGUACCAGUCCUCUAGCCCCGCCUGCUCUACUGUGGCUUAUGGGGUCAAACUCGCUGAUGGACCAGAGAAAAGUGCUCCGUUAUGGAUCAUGAUGUAUUUUUAAGAUCAAUAGUAAUCUUUCUCGUGUCUGUGAUGGACAUAAGAUAGCAGCAGUGAUACCUCAACUGUCCCUAUGGAGUAGCUGUGUAAACCGCAGGGUUUGUGAUUGGGCAACUUGAUUUGUUGGUUAUCCCCAUCUGCCACAGACCGAGAUUUAUGGAUCGUUUCUGGAUUCUGAUUCUUGAGCUGAACAGAUGUCAUCCCGCUGCUGUUUUGUCUAUUUGGUGCACUUUUUAACCACAUCUAACCAUGUCUGGUGCUUUUUUGAUCUUCAAAGUGAGCUAUGCUCUCCCCUUAGGCUUUUUCUGAGAGGACUACAUCACUGUUGUUGGAAUACUGGGUCACAUAUUUCUCUGCUGAUCAGGACUGGAAUGAGUUUGUUAGAUCAGACAGGAUUUUAUUUGGUUUUAUUUUGAAACCUUAAACUUUUAUAAUCUGUUGAUUAGCCUUUUGGGUUUGCAUGUGACUGAACAUUUAAGCUAUUGUGGACUUUCUCUCGCCUGGAUUCUAAGUGCCUUUAAUUUUGUUCUGAAGACAACAAAUCAAAACAUUCUUCUUCAGUUUCAAGUCUCGAUUGCAUUUGCUUUUGAUUCGAAGGCUUUUAUAGCAAGAGUGUUGCAUAAUGUCUAUCAAUACAAAAAUGAUGUAAAUGUAAUUUGCAAAUAAACUUU
Xyrauchen texanus (razorback sucker) is the source of this 2118-nucleotide messenger RNA. RefSeq names its product tRNA isopentenyltransferase 1 (gene trit1). The record is from RefSeq and is a predicted model, not a curated record. The coding region runs from base 2 to 1363 and encodes 453 amino acids. Gene Ontology annotation, cellular component: mitochondrion. Gene Ontology annotation, biological process: tRNA modification. Lineage: Eukaryota; Metazoa; Chordata; Actinopteri; Cypriniformes; Catostomidae. Gene Ontology annotation, molecular function: tRNA dimethylallyltransferase activity; ATP binding. The transcript has 11 exons.